GGGUUUGCAAAGAUCACUCCAUUGUUGCCCCUCCUACUUAAGGCACAUCUUUUCUUCAGCUUCUUCAACAUCGUUUCGAGGCGCAUGAAUUGUAUGGAAGGAUUGCUCACCAUGAUCACUAUCAUAAAUACACCUUUACAGAAACCCCAAACUCUAGCUUCAUCAUAGACUUCUUGAAUCGUAUGGCCGGUUCCAAAGGGAGAAACAUCACAAGGGAUGCGAGCGCGCUCCAACUGAGUAUGAACUGGUGUGGGGCCGCUUGAGGAUCUGCAGAGGCGGGGUUUUGAGGUACAUCUGAGAUGGAGCUUCGGUGGUUUGUACCUUACUUUUUUCCUUCUUCUGAGCCAAUCAAAAGCUCGGUUCGUCUUUUCUCUUGCACCAAUAAAUAAAGGGACUUCUAGAGGUGUAGAGGCGCGGGGCGGGCGGUUGGAGGCACUAGCUGAGAGCGGCGGAAGAAUGCUGCAACUGGGUGUGAUGUUCGUCUGUCAGCUUGGUCUACGACAACAAGGGUUGAUGGCGACAGCGAUGUGGAAGGGAUUAGAUGCCAACGAUGGGGGUCAAUUUUUUGGUUUGGGUUUCAUUCUCUUGUUUUGUGGCUGACAGUGAUUAGCCUUUAGGUGUGGGGGACGCGAGAUUGAGGAGAUCUCGAAGGGAGUGGCUGGACUUUGAGGUUUAUGUGGUUGGUACUGUGGGUGAUGGUUUGACUUAUUGUCAUUGAUGGGUAAACUAGGUGGGAGUUUUGGAGGGUAACUGAGUCGGAAUGUGAAUGUUUGUGGUGAUGCUAGGGGUUGGUCUUUCUUUUGAGCAAUGGUGGGUUUUGGGUCUUUGCACGAUAUUGGGGCUGUGAUUUCCUUUGUUGGUUGUUUUUCUGCUAGAUUUCCUAAGGGUGGAGAUGAGAGUGAUAUUACCUGCGAAGAGUUUGCAUGGUGGGAUGGGUCUUCUGCAUGAGCUUGUUGGAACUGGAUGGAGAGGGCAGCCAUCAUCUCAUCGAGGCGUUUGAAUAUACCUUUAUUGAGAGAGAAGGAGACCUGACUUGACUUUGAGAACUUCAAUCCCAAGAAGUAGUGAAGAUCUCCCAAGUCCUUAAUAGCAAAGUCGACACUGAAGAGUUGAAGAAGCUCUGUAAAUGCAGCAAGGGCAGAUCCGGUUAUGAUGAUGUCAUCUACAUAGAUGAGAAGGAAGGUUUAUGCCUUUAAUGUUUCCGGUGUAAUCCCAGAAGAGCUAUGGACUCUAACUUUCCUCACCAAUCUAGAUAUUAGGCAAAAUUGCUUGACAGGUAAACUGUCCGCAUCCAUUGGCAAUCUAACUCGCUUGCAAUACCUGGCUCUUGGCAUUAAUGCAUUAUCAGGGGAGCUUCCAAAGGAACUUGGAGAGCUUACCAAUUUAAUAUCAUUGUCAUUUCAAUCAAACAACUUCUCGGGCUCUUUGCCAUCUGAGCUUGGGAAUUUAGUGAAACUAGAACAAAUCUACUUUGAUAGUUCUGGAGUUAGUGGUGAGAUUCCUUCUACAUUUGCUAACUUACGAAACCUCAAAACCGUGUGGGCAUCAGACACUGAACUCACGGGCAGGAUACCAGACUUCAUAGGGAAUUGGUCAAAGCUUUCUGUCAUGAGGCUUCAAGGAAACUCUUUCCAAGGUCCAAUACCCUCAACACUUUCCAAUUUGACUUCUCUGAUAGAGUUGAGAAUAAGUGAUUUGUCUAAUGGGAGCUCUUCACUGGCAUUCAUAAAGGAUAUGAAGUCUCUAAGUAUCUUAGUGCUGAGGAACAAUAACAUUUCUGAUUCAAUUCCAUCCAAUAUAGGAGAAUACCAGAAAUUGACACAGCUGGAUUUGAGCUUUAACAAUAUAACAGGGCAGAUUCCGGACCUCCUUUUCGAUUUGAGUUCGCUCUCUUACUUGUUUCUUGGAAAUAAUAAGUUAAAUGGCACACUGCCUGCAAACAAAAGUGCGAAUCUUCUCAACAUUGAUUUGUCGUACAAUAAUUUAGUGGGAAGCUUUCCUUCUUGGAUCAGCGAACAAAAUUUACAACUCAAUGUAGUUUCCAACAACUUCACAAUAGAAAGUUCAAACAGCAGUGGUUUGCCUUCAGGACUGAACUGCCUACAACGGAGCUUUCCUUGCAAUCGAGGCCCUGGAAUAUAUUAUAACUUUAGCAUUAAGUGUGGUGGUCCUCAGAUUAUGUCUUCUAAUGGGAUUGUCUAUGAGAGGGAUAACGAGACACUUGGUCCAGCCACGUAUUAUGUGGCCAACACAAACAGGUGGGCUGUUAGCAAUGUUGGAUAUUUCACUGGGAGCAAUAAUCCUCAGUACACAAGUACCUUGUUAUCUCAAUUCACAAGUUUAGACUCAGAGCUGUUCCAGACAGCUCGACUCUCUGCUUCAUCGUUAAGGUACUAUGGCUUGGGGCUUGAGAACGGGAACUACACUGUAAGGCUCCAGUUUGUAGAAACAGCUUUUCCAGAUACUUCGACUUGGCAAAGUCUUGGGAGGCGUGUCUUCGAUAUUUAUAUUCAGGGGAAUCUUGUUUCAAAGGAUUUUGACAUACGAAGGGAGGCUGGUGGAGUCUCUAUGCAACCCGUUACAAUGGAAUUUCAGGUCCAGGUAUCAGAAAACUACCUUGAAGUCCAUCUCUUUUGGGCUGGGAAAGGAACUUGCUGCAUACCUAGUCAAGGUACUUAUGGACCUUCUAUUUCAGCCAUCAGUGCUACCCCAGAUUUUACACCCACAAGCAACAAGAAGAAUAGGACUGGUCUGAUCGUAGGUGUCGUUGUUGGUGCUGGAGUUUUAAGCUUUCUAUCUAUUUUUUUGGUUUUCUAUACUGUUCGAAGAAGAAAACAGCUUCCAACCAAUGAUGAUGCGGAGCUCUUGGGAAUAGAUGUUAGAACAUUCACUUUCAGCUACGCUGAAUUAAAGACAUCUACAGAAGAAUUUAGUCCUGCUAAUAAGCUUGGAGAGGGAGGAUUUGGACCUGUCUUUAAGGGAACACUUAAUGAUGGGAGAGUAAUUGCUGUGAAGCAACUAUCUGUAGCAUCACACCAAGGAAAGAACCAGUUCAUAACUGAGAUUGCUACUAUAUCUGCUGUGCAACACCGCAACCUUGUGAAAUUGAUCGGAUGUUGCAUUGAAGGAGAUCAACGACUACUUGUUUAUGAGUUUCUAGAGAAUAGAAGUCUUGAUCAAGCGUUAUUUGGAACAAGAAGUUCGAAUCUCGACUGGUCAACACGUUUUGAUAUAUGCUUGGGUGUAGCAAGAGGUUUAGCAUAUCUUCAUGAGGAGUCACGACUUCGAAUUGUACACAGAGAUGUUAAGGCCAGUAAUAUCCUGCUUGACUCUGAUCUCAUCCCCAAAAUAUCAGACUUUGGCUUGGCCAAGCUUUAUGAUGAUAAAAAGACCCACAUAAGCACCCGCGUUGCAGGAACUAUUGGGUAUCUUGCACCGGAGUACGCCAUGCGUGGGCACCUUACGGAGAAGGCUGAUGUGUUUGCCUUUGGUGUCGUGGCCCUAGAGAUUGUUAGCGGGAGGCCAAAUUCUGACUCAAGCUUGGAGGAAGACAAAGUUUAUCUUCUUGAAUGGGCUUGGCACUUGCAUGAAAACAACAGUGAAGUUGAUCUUAUGGACUCCACAUUAUCAGAGUUCAAUGAGGAAGAAGUAAAACGCAUGAUAGGAGUAUCUCUUUUGUGCACACAAGCAUCCCCAACGUUACGGCCGUCAAUGUCGCGUGUGGUGGCAAUGCUUUCAGGAGAUAUUGAAGUGAGCUAUGUAACUUCAAGGCCUGGAUAUUUGGCUGACUGGAAAUUUGAUGAUGUAUCCACCUUAAUGAGUGAUGUUGCAAAGAAAGGAACUCAUGCAAGCUAUUACAACCCAUCAGCAAGUACAAGCAUAGUGGGUGAUGCAGAGAAUUCACCAGAAAAUGCUUCUAAACCCAUGCUCCAUGAGAUUAUCAAAGAGGGUAGGUGAGAAUUGGUCUUUCUUUCUUUUCUUUUUCAAACUUUGUAUAUUCUUCAAUUCCAGGCAUAAUAAUAAUAUUAGAGCUACUUGGAUUGUAAAAUGAAUUUUUCAUUUUUAUUUUUUCUCUGAGGUAUUGGCACCCUCCUUGCAUGUUAGUAUAGAGUGCAGACAUUAAGGCACUAUUCAAGAAAGCCUUCACACUGGGGUUGAAAGUACAAGUUUGUUUUCUAAUAA
This is a messenger RNA of Alnus glutinosa, 4182 nucleotides long. Its product is annotated as probable LRR receptor-like serine/threonine-protein kinase At1g56140. The record is from RefSeq and is a predicted model, not a curated record. Gene Ontology annotation, biological process: protein phosphorylation. The transcript is spliced from 24 exons. The coding region runs from base 1171 to 3957 and encodes 928 amino acids. Lineage: Eukaryota; Viridiplantae; Streptophyta; Magnoliopsida; Fagales; Betulaceae. Gene Ontology annotation, molecular function: protein kinase activity; protein binding; ATP binding.